AUUGUUCUGUGUCCAGCUGUGCCUUGUUCUUCUGUGGGCUGAGAUGACGACAGAACAAGUGAGGGGGCGGAGAGAGGCUGAUUCAGAGCAGUUUGCUCAUUCUGUGUUAACAUCUCACUGUGAUAUCAAUGUAUGCAGCCUGAGGUACAGAGCCUGAACACAAAACCCUUAUCCCAAGAUGCAGUGGUGCAGGUGGGCUGGCAGUUGGAGAUCACACCUACCAAGACAGUCUGCAAGGCCGGAGAUUGAGGAUUCUUUCGACUUUCUUUUCAAAAUCAUCCUGGUUGGGGACUCAGAUGUGGGGAAGACCUGUGUGGUCCAGAGCUUCAAGUCGGGCAUAUUCAUCGAGAAGCAGCAAAACACCAUUGGGGUGGACUUUACUGUUCGCACCCUGGACAUCGAUGGCAAGAAGGUGAAGAUGCAGGUGUGGGACACAGCAGGACAGGAGCGUUUCCGCACCAUAACUCAGAGCUACUACCGUAGUGCCCACGGAGCCAUGGUGGCCUAUGACAUCACACGCCGCACCACAUUUGAUUCUGUUCCCCUCUGGAUCAGGGAGGUGGAGCAGUUUGGAGCUGCCAGCGUGGUACUGAUCCUCAUUGGUAAUAAGUCUGACCUUCAAGCUCAGAGGCAGGUGUUGUUCGAGGAUGCGUGCACUUUGGCAGAAAACAACAGUGUGCUGGCUGCUCUGGAAACCUCAGCCAAGGAGGCCCAGAACGUAGAGGCAGCCUUCAUCCUCAUGGCCCGGGAGCUACUGGCACGCAACGGCAUGACCAUCAUAGACGAAAUUUCCCAAGACUCUCCUCAAUUCAUGUUGAGUAACAGCUCGCACCCGGUCCAUGGCACGGAGUCCUCAGAUAAAAAGUGUGGGUGCUGAGCGGACUGAAGCAGGGACGAAUUGUUUAAAAGAUAGUUAGAGAGUGUGUGUGUGUGUGUGUGUGUGUGAGACAUAUUUUGACUUAUAAAUAUUUAUAGUUUGUAGAAUCAGUAACAAGUUUUAAAUGGUGGUUGCUUAUACAAAUAUUUAGUAAUAUUAUUCAGAGGAACUGCUGCUGAAUGUGAUAUUAAAUCCAGCAUUACAAACCACAACUUUGUACUAAGAUUGUACCACAGUACACAAAAUGUUUUCACUUGACAUG
Messenger RNA from Cottoperca gobio, 1139 nucleotides. RefSeq names its product RAB19, member RAS oncogene family (gene rab19). Gene Ontology annotation, molecular function: GTP binding; GTPase activity. NCBI's taxonomy places the organism in Eukaryota, Metazoa, Chordata, Actinopteri, Perciformes, Bovichtidae. The record is from RefSeq and is a predicted model, not a curated record. Bases 179 to 877 code for a protein of 232 amino acids. The transcript has 5 exons.